Molecule: messenger RNA, 1161 nt
Organism: Didymosphaeria variabile
Lineage: Eukaryota; Fungi; Ascomycota; Dothideomycetes; Pleosporales; Didymosphaeriaceae
Exons: 1
Coding region: 1-1161 (386 amino acids)
Molecular function (GO): hydrolase activity
Source: RefSeq, a predicted model, not a curated record
AUGGCGCUCCUCACAAACCUCUUUGCCUACCAACCUUUCAAGGCGCUUUACGUCUUCGGCGCUCUCUUCAUCAACUUGUCCAAGCUGCCGUUAUGGAUUCUGAAAUCCGCCUUCGUCCGCCAACACCCCACAUGGACCUUCCGCCAGGCGCUCGCAGUGCGCAUCACACGCGCUUUCAUUUCGACUGUUUCCGUGAUCAGGCUGCAUACGCCGCUGUCAUUGAAACCCGGGAAGGAGGGCGAGCGCUUCGUUAUCAUUAAGAAACGCGACUCAGAUGCCACCAAGUUCAAGGGCCCCAUGCUCGCCAAUGCCUCCACCGUCCAGCCUGUCGACAUCGGCGCAACGUGGUACCCCAAGCCCUUGACCGCAGCAGAGGUUACAGACGAUGUGAAAGUGAUCCUACACAUCCAUGGUGGCGCCUACGUCAUUGGCGACGGCCGCACAGAAGCAACGGGCUACCUUGCCAAAUCUCUCGCAAAGCACACACCCGCGACACACGUUGUGUGCCCGCAGUACCGACUGUCUACCCUACCCGCUGGACCGAAUUCGAACCCAUUCCCCGCCGCCCUGCAAGACGCGCUUACGUCGUACCUAUAUCUCCUUAACGAGUUGCAGAUCCCAGCAGAGAACAUCGUGCUCUCCGGCGACUCCGCGGGCGCAAACUGCGCCAUCGCCCUGCUCCGGUACAUCGUCGAGUACGGCACCGAGCUGUCAAUCCCGCACCCGGGCUCCGCCCUCCUCUGGUCCCCGUGGGUAAACCCUACAGAUGCAGACACCUCCUACGUGCACACGAACGCCCACUACGCGACCGAUUACAUUGUCCCGAGUUUCACGUCGUGGGGCGUGUGCGCGUUCGCGGGGCAGAAUCCGCCGCUGGAGGGGCCGAGCAUCAUCGCGAGUAAUCCGUAUGCUAAUGCGAAGUUGAGCGGGUUUAAAACACCGGUGCCGUUGUACGUGAAUGUGGGGGGAGCCGAGGUGCUGUACUAUGACGGUCUAGACUGGGUCGCCAUGAUGAGGAAGAAGGGUAACGAGGUCGCGCUGGACGUUACGGAGGGCGCGUGCCACGAUGUAUUCAUGGUUGCUGGGCUUGUGGGAAUGGAGAACGCGGCGAGGGAGAUGGGGAAGAACGCUGGGGAAUGGUUGAAGGGUGUAGGGAAGUAA